ACAAUGCAUGAUGUCACCGUUCAUUUCACCCACUGAAUGGGCGGCAAAAAGGUCUAAAUGCAAAUGAUAUAGCACUCGUGUGUUAACUUUUCCCACCAAUGGAACAUGGCGUUUACUGAAGUGUCUCACUUGUUAACAUACCAAAAUGCAUACGAAGAACUAAUGAGCUUCUAGUCGAAAAACGAGACGAAUCGUCUACCAUCUCGAGUAUUGAAUAUUCUAUCCAACCUUAGCAAGUUUUAAUCGCCUGGAGGACUGUAUUCAUCGAUGUUAUCUCGGUAUAUCCAAGAAGUCUUCAUUUCGCUUCAUUUUGGCCAAACACUUUGCAAGUGUGUCGUUGAGAAUUCAUUGACGUAACACAGCGCGUGAAAAGUCGAAGUGCUCGAUUGCUUUGAUUAAGGAUUGCAUUUACAGUGUCGUGCCCAACUAAAAGAAAUGAAGCAACGGAACGAGCUGUAUGUGCUAUUUCUGUGUUGUUCUGCAAUAUUAUCUGGUCGGACUGUGGUGGCGUCCAACGGAGAACCGCAUUCAAGAACACAGUUCGAAGAAGUCAAGUUUCACCUGGAGACACUAAAAACAGGAGGAAUAAAAAGUGGCAACUACUCAGUGCUGUCAGUUGACAGCGAGAAUGAUCACCUCCUUGUAGGAGCAAAAGACAAUGCAUUCCUUGUGGAAUUGGAAAACAUGGAUCGUUUUAGAUCUUGGAAUUUGAGCAGCUCAAGCCAUGCUAUGGCAUGUGAUAGAAGACAGAACCCCUCCUGCUCUGAGUAUGUAAAGUUAAUGCUGUUAUUUGAGGAGAGGAUCUUUAUCUGUCUGACAAGAGGUUGCAGCUGGAGAAAUAGGACAAAUUUGAAUGCAGCUCCAGGCAGAGAUAAGGAGUUUGCAUCUGAUGAAGGUUAUUUUUGCAGAGGGGAUCAAAAUGACUCUGCUGUUAUAACAGAACAUGGGAGAGUCUUCAAAGGAACGAUAAAUCCUUCAUCAAGAUCAUUCUAUAUCCAUAGUCAAAGUUUUAAGCAGCCUGGAAUUAGUGAAGUGUUCACUGAUUUUUUAGCUGAAAGUGACUUUUUCUCUGAUGUGCAUUUUGUGAAAAGUUUCAGCAUUGGGAAUUAUGUGUACUUCUUUUUUCGUGAGCGGACAUUGGAAUGCACAAGCUGUGGAAAGUAUAAAGUCUCCAGGGUAGCAAGGAUCUGUAAGGGUGACUAUGCUGGUCUGGCAAAGCUCAGAAGCAAUUUUUUGACUUACCAGAAGGCCAAACUUAUUUGUACUGAUGGAGGAGAAUAUCCAGUUUAUUUCCAUGAAAUUCAGGACGUUUGGUGGGAUCCAGAAACAAACCUGUUUCAUGCAAUUUUCACCUCUCAUCCCAAUGGCCCGCCGUCAUCAGCAGUAUGUGUGUACAAUUUGACAGAUGUCAAUAAUGUUUUCGACACGAGUCCUUUCAAGAGUAGAGAGGCAGGAAAUGGAAAAUGGCACCACGGUUUCUUCAGAAACUUAUUCCCUUUGAAUAUUCGUUCAGGUUCCCAGCAGUACGAUGGAAAUAGAAUGCAUUCAUUUAUUGUUACUCUGCUAUGCAUUUCUUCCCAUUUGAACAUAAUGAACAUUGUCGUUUAUGUUUAUUAUUUUCUUCAGUGCAAAGUAAACAAGAAGUACUUGGCUCCUAACCGUACUCCAGCCCCAGACGGUAUGAUGGCAACAAAGAACAUGAAUUAUCCUGUAUAUCAAGACCUCUUACACGAUCCUCUUAUGCGUGAUCCAGUGCUACCCACCGGCUUUGACUCGGAUCAAAAACAAGAGGGCAAAGCCUGGUUGACCAAGGAUGGGAUCAGGAUGACAGCCAUUGUUCUGGACAAAGUUGCUGAACACACUGUUGUCUACACAUCAACAGAUAGAGGAUCUGUGCUUAAAAUUUCGCAAGUUGGUGGCUCUCGUCGACCCUGCCUUCUCGCAGAAAUCAACCUUUUUCCGGUUAACAGACAAGAAGUCAUAAAAGCUAUGACGAUCGAUCCAAAGCGGCAUGUCCUUUACUUCGGCUCAAACACAGCACUGACGAAGUUGAGAUUGGAGCAGUGUGGCAGUCACACACACCGCAGGUCCUGUACAUCCGCUUCUGAUCCUUAUUGUGCGUGGAACAAGGAAACCAAGCGUUGUGUUUCAGUAUUAACUUCCAGAGAUACAAGCAAAUUGAGACAAGACUUGAAGACUUGUCCAAAGGUUACAGGAGAAAUCGCUUGGUCUUCUUGGAAAACUUGCGAGAUCAGUGAUGGAAAUCUUUGUCGAUGUCAAGUGCGUCCCUGCCAGGACAGGCAAAACUCCUCCUGUCAGGGUGGAUAUGAGUUCCGACUUGUAAACUGUACAGUGGACAUAAAGGUCGGAUGGGAGGGGAGAGAGGCAUGGGAGAUGUAUGGCGCGCAACACGGUAAAUGGAGUGCAUGGGACGCUUGGACAGAAUGUGCAACGAAGGCCUGGGCUGGGGUGAGAAAUCGGACAAGAACAUGUACCAAUCCAGUCCCUAGGAGAGGAGGUAGACCGUGUGUGGGAGAGGCUGUGCAGUAUGAGCCCUGUAGCUUGGGAAAGCACGAGAUGGAAAAACGGAUGUUGACAAACCCCACAAGAUCUUUAAACCUAUCGGAAAACAAGGGUGUUCAGUUUGAAGUGAUCUGUAAAACCACAGGUUAUAAGAUAUCGAACAUCAGUGUUGACAUAGUCAACAAGACGUUUGAUUGUGAGAAGCAAACAGAUCUCUGUGGAGAGGGAGAAUGGAAAGCCUGGUGCGAUUGGGGUCAGUGCUCUGAGGAAGGAUUUCAAAUAAGGAGGAGGGAGUGUAAUGUGGAGCCUUGUGUCGGGGAAAAGUUACAAGAAAGACCCUGCGAACCAACUCCACCCAGCAACUGUACAGCAGCUUCCACAAGGCCACUUGACACGGAAGGAUCAAAGUUUGGAAGUGGUCACGGCAUCGCCAUCGGGUUGUUUUGUGGCGUUUUGCUGACUGUCUUUACACUUCUGCUUGUUAGAUACCUCAAACGAAAACGAGAGAAACAACCGAAAUCAUAUAAUGUUCCAAAAAGUCCUGAAGGUAGUCCUCAAAACCGGGAUUGUCAAUACUCGCCAAUUGUAAGAGAGAAUGGUGUAUCCUCGAGAGGUCAUCCAUCCUCAGAAAGUCAAAGUGAAGAAAAGAACAGAAACCCUAAAACAAAAACGCGUUUACCAUUUAAAGGACUCAGUGUGUUCAGAAAAGGGCGUGAUCCUCCAAGCAAUGUCUAGCUCAGGAAAUUAGACGGAGAUAAAGUGUUAAUAGAAAAGAUGCGCCCUACUGCACCGCGGUCAAGGCAACCUACGACUGUUAAUAGUCUUGCAAUUGUCUGAAUUCGGUGGGCUAUCGCUCCCAGACAGACCUGCUUGUUGUUGCGUAAGGCGAGGAUGGAAGGCUGUCAAAUGUCUCGGUCCAGCGAACUAGAUCAAGGAGUAGAGGUAUUCAGUAUUCUCAGUUCAAAGCAAUCGUUGCCGAACUUGCAUGCUAGGUUCAAGUGAAUGGGAAAUACAGCGUUUCCCCGCAGCUUUGGGGGAAAAAAACGAUUCUUCCGUUGUGCAAAAGAUUUAACUUGGAUAAAACUGUAUAUUCUAUAUCGUUCGUGACCUAUCGUCCAAUGCGCAGUGUUUCAUAAAUACGUUAGUAAAGGGAUUUAAUCAGAUAUUUAUUAUGUAAAUAGACGUUUAACACGUUUUAAUUAGGGAAAGUGCAAAUUUCUCGCUUACUUUCGUCAUGUUUAGUUAGUUGUAUGACGAUAAAUUGUUUUUAUACUACAUAGAACAUGGUAUAACGAAAGAGCUAAAACGCUGGAGUAUGAUUAGUCAUUUUGGAUCUUCUGGUCUCAAAACCUGCUCUACGCAAAACAUAGGUGUAAUUGGCAAGAAAAGAAGUUUUGUUUUGUUUAAGCAAGGAGUCAGACAGAGGGGAUUUCGGGAAUUCCCGUUCGCUACGUGCUAGCUGAGUUAAUCUGUGAGUUAAUGAAGAAACGAUUCUUAUUCUUAUUCGUAUACAAUGAGAAAAUGAACCCUAUGGAUUCGUUUGUCUCAGCCUAUAGAUUCUAUCUACAGCAAAAGUAUCCGCAAAUAUGAUCAAUUACAAUUGAACUGUAUGGAAUCUCGCGUAAAUUAAAGUGGAGGAAGUCGUGUGGCUCCAAGGUGCAAAAUUUAAACUCAGUGUUUUGUGUUCAUCUCUCGUAAGGGACAAUUCUUGUUUGUAUUAAUUAUAUUGAUUAGAGAGGAGUUUAUUUUUGUAGGAAAAAUGAAUUAAGGGAGCGAACUUUGCCCCGAUGAUUUUCAGGUAGAGAGAUUUCGGGCGAAAACCAAGAUGAUUAAACCAUGGUUAUCGACUGCAACUUGUCAGGUCUUCUCAGUAAGUCAUUUUCGAAUUACCGUUUGCCUCUUUUUCAAACGAGGCUUAUUACUCAACCAUUCGCACGAAAAUGAGCUUAAUUUGCUUGUGCGGAAUGGAAAAUUUGAAUCAUAGGCUAUGAAAGGAUGAGCACCAAAACUCGCUGUGAUAGAGGCCAAAGGUAAAGCGGAAGUUGACUAUUGGAAUGGUAGUUAUCAUUGACAAGGUAUUAAUGCCUGGUUCUACGCCAUCAGCUUCCGUUCAAACGAGGGGAAGACCAGGUACUGUGAAGGGCCAUGAAACUGCUCCUCUGCAAUAGCGUCAUUAUUUAUUGCAGAAUUUUUUCCGUUUAAAGGAAAGUCAUUAACAAUGCUCUCCCCAGUGAGAUUUAGUUUGAAUAAAUGUAGUGUUUGAUUAUAGAAUUCGCUACGUAUGGAUUUUUAAAUACUCAUCAAUUGGGAAAUGUUUACGUUCCCCAAAAAUCUCUUUAUAUUACUGUUUUUAUCAACUGAUAUGUAUUAUUGAACAAAAAUUAAAGUUUACCGCAACCUGUC
This is a messenger RNA of Stylophora pistillata, 4926 nucleotides long. RefSeq names its product semaphorin-5B. The record is from RefSeq and is a predicted model, not a curated record. Lineage: Eukaryota; Metazoa; Cnidaria; Anthozoa; Scleractinia; Pocilloporidae. Gene Ontology annotation, molecular function: chemorepellent activity; semaphorin receptor binding. Gene Ontology annotation, biological process: neural crest cell migration; positive regulation of cell migration. Gene Ontology annotation, cellular component: plasma membrane.